UUGAUGGUGGCGGGAUCAUUGUGAAGGGAAAUACGCUGAUCACAACGGAGGAGGGUCAGGGUGUGGAAUCAUCUGUUUGCGUUAAUGCUAUUGAUGUGAGGAACGGCGGCUACUUUGACGUUGAGAACACCACGAUGAGUGCUGCUAAUGGUGUUUAUAUUUUUGGGGAUACCACCGUGAGCACCGCGGGGCUGCUGCGAGUGGCGGACUGCAUCUUUAUUGGCAGCACGAAGGUUUUGACUUCUGCGCUGUCGUAUUUGUCUGGCUCGGUGACCCUCGAGGGAGGUGCGCAGUGGCGUGUGGAGGGCAACAGCGUGGGUGCAGCCUCGGUAUUAAAUAUUCCUCAUUUUCAGCACAAAAUUCAGCUGUCGGGCAGCGGCACCACCGUGGCGCUUGCACACAACCGUCGGGUGGACUCGAGUGUUUCCUUCGCCAAAUUUCUCCCAUCGAGCAUUGUCGUGAAGUUACCCGCGCGGUUUGUGGUUGGGUGCAACCUGCAGGGCGAUGGGGAGGUGUCGUACGACGAUGUGUUUCCGGAGGGCGUGGAGGUGUUCAGGUGUGGCACAUGCAACGACGACGCGGCGUGCUACAUGCCCGGGACGGAGUCGGUGGACCGCGGCUCGUGCUCGUGCAGCUGCAAGGACGGAUGGCAUGGCGCGUCGUGUCUUCCCUUCGAGGUGCCCGACACGGUUGUGCCGCCCGUGGCGGAGAGAGCCGUGGACGGCGACACGAGCUGCGUGGUGAACCAGACGCUGACGAGCCUAGCGCUGGACAUGUGGAAGACACACCACUGCUACGUGGGUGUGACGUUCAGCGGCGUGGGUGCAGUGCUGACGUUUUUCCUCGACAGUAUGCCGCUGCAUCUCCCCAUCAACAUCACGCUCACCAGGUGCACAUUCCGUGAGGGUGCCGCGCUGCAGUUUGUUGGUGGUGCUUCUGCGGCCGAGUCAUCCGGCGUCCUGAUCCGCGUGAGCCGGACUGUAAUGCGGUCCUCUGUUGUUGCUUUUGCACUUGCCCUCCCGCAGCACUGCGACAUUGCCGUCACGGAGGUUGACGCGGUGCAGUCCUCCGAGGUCCAGCUGCCACACAUUAGGACCAACAUGCUGAGCGUAUUUUUACUGGUGAGCAUCAUGUUUAGUGCGUCCUCGCUGUUGGUCAGCAACAUCAAGGCUCAUUCCUUGAGGUACGGUGCGCUUGGUUUGUACUCGACAGGGACGCUGACGCUGGAGCGUGGCAGCUCGCUGUAUGUGCAGUACUGCAGCUUCGCUGGGUACAUGCAUAUGUUUUACGUGAAUAUCCUCAGUGUGAGUGACCACUGCGUUUUUGCGCUGCUCAACAAUACAAUGUCCUCCGGGACAAGCCUGCUGUGUCAGCAACAAGAAUUGAGCGUGUCAGAUCACAGCGUGCUGCGCGUGGUGGGGAACAGCGGCCCCGUGUCCUAUGCCAUAUAUUCACUAAGCUUUUUUACCGUCCACUAUUCAAGCUGGCUGGAUUGGCGCGACAACGACGUGGGAGUGGGUGCGAUGUUUCAUUACUCCCUAAUAACUACUAUGAACAUCGACGGCAGCAGUGUGGUGACGCUGACGGGCUGCAAGAUGGGAUCGACGGGGCUGUCGGUACCUCUGCUAUCGCAGGCUGACGCCGGCUACCGGUUCGUUGCUGGGUGCCUGACGGUCGCGGGACGGGAGGUGACGACGGCGGCAGAACUGGGGCUGAACGGCAUCACCAACGUGACGACGGUUGCUGCGUGCGGGGAGUGCACGAAGGAGGGCGACUGCUUCGCCCCGCUGACGACGGCUGUCAUUGACUGCAAGUGCCAUUGCGCUGCUGGAGGGCACGGCGAUGUGUGUGUCCCGGUGCCUGUGCCUGCUGGCCCGCCACCGCCGCCACUGCGGCCACCACCCACGCCGCCACCGCCGCCGGUUGGUGAGUGCAUCAGCGACAUGGUGUACCCCGAGGUUGCGCAGGCAGUGGGCGGCGGGCUGUCGUGGCUGUGCUACCGUAACGUGACGUUCAGCGGGGGCGGCAUGAGCCUGACGGUGCUGGUUGGGGCGAUGACGGGCGACGUGGCGAAUGUCACGUUCGAUGGAUGCACGUGGAGGGACGGUGCCGUGCUUUUGCUGUUGGGCAACGCGUACGCCGCUGUUGGGGCGCUGAACAUAGUCGUCACCGGAAACAGAUUUAGUGACGCGCUGCUCAGCCCGGAGGGCGUGUUUCAGCCGCACACGAAAAUCACGAUCAGCGUGAACCGCUUCACGGUCACGAGGCCGAUCCCUCGGCCGGGCUUGGAACUUGACUGCCCGUCGUGUGUUGUGAUGAAUGGACUGGUGAUCAGCAACGACUCCGCGGUGGUGCUGAGUGGCAAUGUGUUUCAGAGCGUGACGACAUCGUCAAGCGCCAUUUACGUUGUUGGAUCUCCGCUGAGGGUUUUAUGGAAAUCCCUGUUUGCGGUGCUGAGCAACACGUUUCACAUGGCUGGCGGUGACGGUACGCUGAUAUAUCUUGAAGGACCUAGAUACUCCUCAUCGCUGAGUGUACUGAACAACUCUGCCGUGGUGAUUCGAGGCAACGCUGUGACGAGGCCGGUGAAGUGCUUCGUGUUACUUAUUUGGACCUUAGACGUGGAGUCUCAUUCAGCGGUUGUGUUUCAGGGCAACGAGAUGCAGCGAAGCUCGGUUGUGUUUUAUUCAAGCGACUCCUCCAACAUCUACUACAACUCCUGGCUGCAGUUGAGCGGCAACCUCUGCCGUGAAUCCCCAUCGGAAGCGUUUGCCUUUCUUUAUCCCAAAGUGAAUCUCCGCGACUCCACGGUGUCUGUGUCCGGCAACCAAUUCGUGUCCAGCACGGUCUCGCCGACAGUGCUGCUGAUACCUAAAAGUUCCCGCGAUCUCACGAACGGAGCGAUUGUGGCCGCGUGCAACACCGUGAACGGCGAGGAGGAAGCGAACUACGCCAUCCCUUCUGUGUACAAUGCCACCAUUAUGACCUGCAGCGACCCAUGCACUCUCGCGGCGUCGUGCUUCCCUGCGUACACGACGACGGCCUCGAGUGAAGGCUGCGCCUGCGCGUGCGCUGAGGGCGGCUACGGCGAUGCGUGCCUGCCCGUUGCUGUCCCCGAGCCACCGGGCACCGACGGCGCCGACUUGUGCGUGCGGGACGUGCGUGUGGAUGUGGAGGUGAACGCCGGUCUCGGGACGUCGGUGGCAUGCUACGUUGGCGUGACCUUUGCGGCGGACGUCGUGGUGGACGUGGAGUCGAUGUCGGGGAGCGUGCGCAACGUGACGCUGGCGAACUGCCUGUUUGUGGGCGGAGCGAGCCUGUACGUUGUUGGGUGGCGGUCCGACCCGACUGCUGGACAGCGUGUCGAUGUGUUGAUCAGCGGGCUUGAGUCGUGCUCCGGCGGCGGCGUGGUGGUGGCGAACCGAUUUCCGCCGGGCUCGCGCGUCGCUGUGGUGGACUCGGUGCUGAUUGCAGAGAAGCGUGUUGCGUACCGCGGCGCCUACGGCCUUGGCGA
This is a messenger RNA of Trypanosoma cruzi, 3514 nucleotides long. Its product is annotated as dispersed gene family protein 1 (DGF-1), putative. The annotation marks the transcript as partial. The transcript has a single exon. The record is from RefSeq and is a predicted model, not a curated record. NCBI's taxonomy places the organism in Eukaryota, Euglenozoa, Kinetoplastea, Trypanosomatida, Trypanosomatidae.